Molecule: messenger RNA, 5134 nt
Organism: Galeopterus variegatus (Sunda flying lemur)
Lineage: Eukaryota; Metazoa; Chordata; Mammalia; Dermoptera; Cynocephalidae
Gene: KANK1
Product: KN motif and ankyrin repeat domains 1
Exons: 10
Coding region: 126-4109 (1327 amino acids)
Biological process (GO): negative regulation of actin filament polymerization
Cellular component (GO): cytoplasm; cytoskeleton
Molecular function (GO): protein binding
Source: RefSeq, a predicted model, not a curated record
ACACAUUUUCAAAAGAUCCCGGUUUCCUGUUUUCAUGAAAGCAGCAGGGAAUGCCGAACAGCUGAGUGUGCCGGGGGUGGUGUCACCGAAGCCGGCGGGAGACUUCAUUGGUGAAAACUCGGCCUAUGGUGUUUGUGCGGGGCCGGCUGAGCUUACCCCAAAGUCGAAAGUCUUUGCCUUAUGGGGCGAGGACCCAGGGCGUCGGAGGCAGGGCCGCUGCAGGCGCGCUGCGAGCAAGGAGCUGGUGCGCGGUGGAGCGCCCCAGGCGGCCGGAAAAAGCAAAUGAUGCUCUGAGUGAAGACCAUGACAAAGAACAGAAAGACCCUUAUUUUGUGGAGACCCCCUAUGGUUAUCAACUAGACUUAGAUUUCCUGAAAUAUGUGGAUGACAUACAGAAGGGAAACACCAUCAAGAAACUGAACAUCCAGAAGAGGCGGAAACCAUCUGUGCCAUGCCCAGAGACCAGGGCCACACCUGGACAGCAAGGUCUGUGGACUUCAACAGAAUCCCUCUCAUCAUCCAACAGUGAUGAGAAACAGUGCCCCAACUUCUUCCUAGCCAGAAGCCAAGUUACGUCAACUCCAGUCCCCAGGCCACCUGCACCUCUGGAGACCUCACCCACUUUUCUUAUUAUCCCCGAAAAUCGACAGCUGCCACCCCCCUCACCGCAGCUCCCAAAGCACAACCUUCAUGUCACCAAGACACUGAUGGAGACCCGGAGAAGACUCGAACAGGAAAGAGUCACCAUGCAGGUGACAUCGGGUGAGUUCAGAAGGCCCAGGCUGGCCAGUUUUGGAGGCAUGGGCUCCACAAGCUCCCUCACCUCCUUUAUGGGUUCUGGAAACCACAAUCCUGUCACACACCAGCUUCAGAAUGGAUAUCAAGGCAACGGGGAUUAUGGUGGCUAUGCCUUGGCUGCUGCUACCACCUCCUCUAUGGGGAGCUCCAUCCGCCACAGCCCCCUGAGCUCAGGGAUCUCCACUCCAGUGACCAACGUGAGCCCCAUGCACCUGCAGCACAUCCGCGAGCAGAUGGCCAUUGCCCUGAAACGCCUGAAGGAGCUUGAGGAGCAGGUGCGGACCAUCCCUGUGCUGCAGGUGAAGAUCUCUGUCUUGCAAGAGGAGAAAAGGCAGUUGGCCUCACAGCUGAAAAACCAGAGGGCUGCAUCCCAGAAUGACGUCUGUGGUGUGAGGAAGCGGUCCUACAGCGCGGGGAAUGCCUCCCAGCUGGAGCAGCAAUCCCGGGCCCGGAGAAGUGGUGGGGAGCUGUACAUUGACUACGAGGAGGAAGAGAUGGAGAGCGUGGAGCAGAGUGCGCAGAGAAUGAAGGAGUUCCGGCAGCUCACAGCAGACAUGCAGGCCCUGGAGCAGAAGGUCCAGGACAGCAGCUAUGAGUGCUCCUCGGAGCCCGGGGACAAUGGACAGAGCUGGCCUCCGGAGUGCCGGUCUGUGGCUGUGGGUGCCGAUGAGAACAUGAACGACGUCGUUGUGUACCACCGAAGCUCCAGGCCCUGCAAGGAUGCAGCUGUGGGGAUGGUCACUGAGACGAGGAACUCUGGGGUCAGUGUGACAGAGGCCAUGCUGGGAGUGACUACUGAAGCUGACAAAGAAAUUGAGCUGCAACAGCAGACCAUAGAAGCCUUAAAGGACAAGAUCUACCGCCUGGAAGUACAGCUUAAAGAAACCACCCAUGACCGGGAGAUGACGAAACUCAAGCAAGAACUGCAGGCUGCUGGGUCGAGGAAAAAAGUUGACAAAGCCCUGAUGGCCCAGCCCCUUGUUUCCAGCAGGAUGGUGGAGGCGGUGGUGCAGACCAGAGACCAGAUGGUUGGCAGUCAUGUGGACGUGGUGGACGCGUGCGUUGGGACCUCGGUGCAAACAGACAGCGUAGGCAUCUCCUGCCAGCCGGAAGGUAAGGACCGAGCCGUGGGGCCCGAGCUGCCCAUGACCUGCUGGGUGGUUAAGGAGCGGGUGGAAGUGCACGACCGCUGCGCUGGGAGGUCCGUGCAGACGCGCGACGCGAGUGUGGGUGUGGAGGUCAGUGUCUGCGAGACAGGCAGCAACACGGAGGAGUCCGCCGGUGACCUGACACUCUUCAAGACACACGUGAAUGUCACAGAGGUGCGGUCCAUCGGCUGCGGAGACUGUUCGGUCCAUGUGACCGUCUGCUCUCCAAAGGAGUGCGGCUCGCGCGGCGUGAACACAGAGGCCACCGGCCAGGCAGACGCUGCCGUCAUGGCCGUGCCUCCGACCGCCCACCAGCACACCUGCACGGCCCUGCAGCAGGUGACCCAGUCCACCAACACCGAGACUGCCUCCCUCGUGGAGUCCUGCACCAACACUUCCCUCAGCACUCUGGACAAGCAGACCAGCACCCAGGCUGUGGAGACGCGGACGGUGGCCGUAGGAGAGGGCCGCGUCAAGGACAUCAACUCCUCCACCAAGGUCCGGUCCAUCGGUGUGGGGACAUUGCUUUCUGGCAGUUCUGGGUUUGACAGGCCAUCGGCUGUGAAGACCAAAGAGUCAGGCGUGGGGCAGAUAAAUAUUAACGACAACUACCUGGUCGGUCUCAAAAUGAGGACCAUUGCUUGUGGGCCUCCACAGUUGACCGUGGGGCUGACAGCCAGCAGGAGGAGCGUGGGCGUUGGGGACGAGUCUGUAGGGGAGCUCCUGGAGAACCCCCAGCCCCUGGCUCCCUCUGGAAUGAAGACCGGCUUGGAUCACUACAUUGAGCGGGUCCAGAAGCUGCUGGCAGAACAGCAGACGCUGCUGGCUGAGAACUACAGUGAACUGGCAGAGGCUUUUGGGGAGCCUCAUUCGCAGAUUGGCUCCCUCAACUCACAGCUCAUCAGCACCCUGUCAUCUAUCAACUCUGUCAUGAAGUCUGCAAGCCCCGAAGAGCUGCGGAACCCUGACUUCCAGAAAACCAAUCUGGGUAAAAUCACAGUAUGUACAAAUAAUGAGAGUACGCUGAAAUCCAUUAUGAAGAAGAAAGAUGGUAACAAAGAUUCAAAUGGCACGAAAAAGAAUCUUCAGUUUGUUGGCAUUAAUGGAGGGUAUGAAACAACUUCAAGUGAUGAUUCCAGCUCAGAUGAAAGCUCUUCUUCCGAGUCAGAUGACGAGUGUGAUGUCAUUGAGUGUCCUCUUGAAGAGGAGGAUGAAGAAGAGGACGAAGACACUCGGGGAGUGGCAGAAGGGCACCAUGCAGUUAAUAUUGAAGGUUUCAAGUCCACCAGGGUGGAAGAUGAAAUGCAGGUUCAAGAAUGUGAACCUGAGAAGGUGGAAAUCAGAGAGAGGUAUGAGUUAAGUGAAAAGAUGUUGUCUGCAUGCAACUUACUGAAAAAUAAUAUAAACGAUCCCAAAGCGUUGACCAGCAAAGAUAUGAGGUUCUGUCUGAACACCCUCCAGCAUGAGUGGUUCCGUGUGUCCAGUCAGAAGUCAGCCGUUCCCGCCAUGGUGGGGGACUACAUAGCGGCUUUCGAGGCCAUCUCCCCGGACGUCCUCUGCUAUGUCAUCAACAUGGCUGACGGCAACGGCAACACGGCCCUCCACUACAGCGUGUCUCAUUCCAACUUCGAGAUUGUGAAGCUGCUGCUGGACGCCGAUGUGUGUAACGUCGAUCACCAGAACAAGGCAGGCUAUACCCCCAUCAUGCUGGCAGCUCUCGCUGCUGUGGAGGCAGAGAAGGACAUGCGGGUCGUGGAAGAACUCUUCGGCUGCGGGGACGUGAACGCCAAAGCCAGCCAGGCGGGGCAGACGGCCCUCAUGCUGGCUGUCAGCCACGGACGCAUAGACAUGGUGAAGGGCCUGCUGGCCUGUGGGGCUGACGUCAACAUCCAGGACGACGAGGGCUCCACGGCCCUGAUGUGUGCCAGCGAGCACGGCCACGUGGAGAUCGUCAAGCUGCUGCUGGCCCAGCCAGGCUGCAACGGCCAUCUGGAGGACAACGAUGGCAGCACCGCGCUCUCGAUAGCCCUGGAGGCAGGACACAAGGACAUCGCCGUUCUUCUGUACGCCCAUGUCAACUUCGCAAAAGCCCAGUCUCCGGGCACGCCUAGGCUUGGAAGGAAGACGUCACCUGUUCCCACCCACCGAGGUUCAUUUGAUUGAUUAUGUGCAAAUAGCGCUGCAUGUACAUGCCACCAUUAAGCUGCUAAUUGUUCCUGAUGGGGUGACAGAUGCUGAAUGUAUAUGUAUUGUGCCUGGGCUCACCAGCAAACAGAAGUAUAAUGCCACGGGCUCAAGGCUGAAGCUUUCACAGUGGGAGUGGAGCCAGCAGGAGACUGCCGACCUGGGCAAGUGUCUGCCAUCUUCUGUCUGUGUAGGACACACUUUAACCCGUCUCUGUGGCUGCCAAAUCUCUGCUCUGUUAUGUGCAGUUGUAGGAAACUGUAACCUGACCUUUUCCUGUCUUCACCACUCCCAUCACAAAGAAGUGUCAGGUUCUAACUGGCAUUGGGUUUUUUAAAUUUUCCACAAAUAUGAGGGUACUUCAAAAAGUCCAUGGAAAGAUUUGUAUUAUCUUUUAGUUCUGUUUUUCCGCGAACUUGUUGAAGUAUCCCUGUAUUUAUAUUUAUUAAAUGUGGAACCAUUGGAAUGCUCUUCCAAAAUUCCAUUCCAGGAUGGUGGUGUUGAUUUUUCUUUGUCUUUAUUAUUUUAAAGUAAGGAAGUUGAGGUGACCUUGAUCAUCAGCAACUUGGGCCUGGGCUGCAAGUUUCUGGUUUAAAAAUAGAAGAUGGAACUCUCUAAAAGUAUAAAACUUAACAAAGGAAAUAUUUUCAGUUGGUUUUAUCAAGGUGGAUGUAUUAUAUGACUUUUUAUAUAAAAGGUAUCUAUAUGAAAUUGACACAGUAUUUUCAAUUUUUAUAUUCCACAGUAAUUAAAGACACGAAGAACUACAUGUAACGUUACCAUAUUUUUAUUAAUAAUUGCACAGCCCAGUCUGUAAUGAUAAAGGUUGAAUUGCGUUAGAGGAAUCGGCUAUAUAUUUGCCUCUAGAGAAACAGUGUAGUUCUCUUUGUAUUUAUGGAUUCCUUUAUACCAUGUCACAUCUACUUUCGUCCUGUAUGUAUUUAAAUGUUUGAAGUGCCUUAGACUCUUGCCAUAUUUUCAAAAUAAAAUUUCAUUAAGCUCUU